AUAAGAAGGACAAGAGAGGGCACCACCCCACACCUUGAGUUUACAGAGCCCUUUAGCUUCACAUGAAGACGUGCCCACCACAAGUGAUAAGUCAGGACAAGAGAGGGUACCACCCCACACCUUGAGUACACAGAGCGGUCAAGCUUCAUGUGAAGAGGUGCCUACCACAAGUGAUAAGCAAGGACAAGAGAGGGUACCACCCCACACCUUGAGUACACAGAGCGGUCAAGCUUCAUGUGAAGAGGUGCCUACCACAAGUGAUAAGCCGGGACAAGAGAAGGCACCAUCCCACACCUUGAUUUUACAGAGCCCUCCAGCUUCAUGUGAAGAGGUGCCUACCACUAGUGAUAAGCAAGGACAAGAGAGGGCACCACCCCACACCUUGAGUUUACAGAGCCCUUUAGCUUCACAUGAAGACGUGCCCACCACAAGUGAUAAGUCAGGACAAGAGAGGGCACCACCCCACACCUUGAGUUUACAGAGCCCUUUAGCUUCACAUGAAGACGUGCCCACCACAAGUGAUAAGUCAGGACAAGAGAGGGCACCACCCCAUACUUUGAGUACACAGAGCGGUCCAGCUUCAUGUGAAGUGGUGCCUUUCACAAGUGAUAAGCCGGGACAAGAGAGGGUACCACCACACACCUUGAGUUUUCAGAGUGGUCAAGCUUCAUGUGAAGAGGUGCCUACCACAAGUGAUAAGCCGGGACAAGAGAAGGCACCAUCCCACACCUUGAUUUUACAGAGCCCUCCAGCUUCAUGUGAAGAGGUGCCUACCACAAGUGAUAAGCUGGGACAGGAGAGGGCACCACCCCACACCUUGAGUACACAGAGCGGUCCAGCUUCAUGUGAAGAGGAGCCUACCACUAGUGAUAAGCAAGGACAAGAGAGGGCACCACCCCACACCUUGAGUACACAGAGUGGUCCAGCUUUAUUUGAAGAGAUGCCUUCCACUAGUGAUAAGCAAGGACAAGAGAGGGCACCGCCCCACACCUUGAGUUUACAGAGCCCUCCAGCUUCAUGUGAAGAGGUGCCUUCCACAAGUGAUAAGCCGGGACAAGAAAGGGUACCACCCCACACCUUGAUUUUACAGAGCCCUCCAGCUUCAUGUGAAGAGGUGCCUACCACAAGUGAUAAGUCAGGACAAGUGAGGGCACCACCCCACACCUUGAGUUUACAGAGCCCUCCAGCUUCAUGUGAAGGGGUGCCUACCACAAGUGAUAAGCCGGGACAAGAGAGGGUACCACCCCACACCUUGAUUUUACAGAGCCCUCCAGCUUCAUGUGAAGAGGUGCCUACCACAAGUGAUAAGUCAGGACAGGAGAGGGUACCACCCCAUGCCUUGAAUUUACAAAGCCCUCCAGCUUCAUGUGAAGACACUACCAUUACUGGUGAACAGUCCCCAGAGUCUUCAUUACCAACUUCAUCUACCCUCUCUGCUAGAGAUGAAAAGUUACUUAAAGACCUCAUGGAAUAUGUCAAUUUUAGCAGUGAUGAGGAUGAUGAUUGGAUUGAUGAAAUGGAAUUGGAUUCAGAGUUUAUUCCUUCAGAGUCAGAGGAAGAAGAGAGUACUUCUGAUGAGGAUAUAUCAUCCUCCACGUGUGUUAAAGGUGUUAAAAGAAAGAGUUAUGAAGAUGAUGUGCUUAUUUCAUCUACAACAAAUAAGGGCAUUGACAAGGAUCUUGUAGAGAAUUCUGACAGUGACGUGUCUGAAGAGAUCCCUUACCUUCCACCAUUAGGUCCAUUAUGUAACCCACAGUCCAAUGAAAAUGAUGCAUCUUCUUCAGAGUCUGAUAGUGACAUAGACAUUGUUGAGGAGGAAAUUAUCAGAGAUAUUACUUAUCCCUCAAUCUUUAUUAGAAAAAUCAUCUCUUCAAAAACAACAAAGUCUGGAAAAUUUAAAAAAUCUGACCGUGUUUACAAUACUAGACACUUCUGCCCAUUUUGUUACAAGUCAGUAUCAAAUUUCAUACAACAUUUGAAUUCAAAAGCACAUAGCAAGGAGACAGAAGUUGUUAAUCUCAAAGCCCUAGUUGGUAAAGAACGCCAGAAGAACAUCUCAAUGUUGAGAAAUAAAGGUGACCAUCUGCAAAAUGAAAAAACAAUAUCAAAGAAACGAGGGGAGAUGGUACUUGCAAGAAGAAUAGGAUCGAAUGAAAAUUUCAACAGUUUGAACUAUGGCCCAUGUCCCUUAUGCUUAGAGUGGCUUAAGUUGGAUACUUUAUACAGACACCAAAAUAAAUGUUGUGCCUUAUCAGCUGAUUCCAGCUCCUUUACCUCCAAGGGUAAUAUAAUGGUGCAGAGUGCAAUGAUUGCUGGAAGACUUAAAGAAAAAGCUUCUAAGGCACUUGUCAAUGAAGUAUUCCCAAUCAUGCAGGAGGAUAAGAUUGGACAGGUAGCGAAAAAUGACAAUCUGAUUUUAGCUUUAGGAAAUCACUGGCACAAGAGAAAUAUUGGCAAUAAACUAAUGAGGAAACAUUAUGUAUCGGCUGUUAUGAGACUAACAAGUCGCCUUCUGAUUGAAACCAGAAAAAUUACACAAUCAGAGCAAAGAUUGGAGUAUUACCUUCAACCGAGAUAUUUUGCCGAGGUGGCACAUGCAGCGUUAAAAGUAGCGAAACAGGAUGAUGACAAUGAUGAAAAUUUACAGGCCCCUUCAAAUGCAAUCAAAAUUGGUUACCAUUUGAAGAGAUUAUGUAAUUUGAAACUGGGCUUAGCAAUUAGACAGGGAAAUGAUGACCAAAGAAGAGCAUCUAAAAACUUCUUGAAGCUUAUGGAGUUAGAAUGGUGUUCAAAACUUGCUAGAGUCAAUCUCGAAGAAAGAAGAAGAAAUAAGAAAGUUGAGCUUCCUCUACCUUCAGAUGUGAAAAAGCUUUCGGAUUACUUGAAGACAGAACUAGAAUCAUUCGACAAAGGAAACCUCACUUACGAGAAUUUCAAAAAGGGGUCGACACUGACUGAGGCAGUACUCAUCACCUAUAACCGGCGGCGUCCAGGGGAAAUUCAAGCAAUGAGGUUGGUGGAUUACCACAACAGGAAGACUGGAAUAGAUCCAGGUGUUGGAGGAGAAAUAGUGAAAUCACUGUCAGAAUUUGAAAGAAAACUUGUAGAAGAACAAGAUGUGAUUGAAAUAAGGGGAAAGUGUGGAAAAUGUGUACCAGUGAUCAUUCCAAAGUAUGUACGUGGAGUUCUGGCACAUCUAUGUAAUCAAAGUGUAAGAGCAGCUGCAGGAAUACCAAGCUCAAGUGUCUAUAUCUUUGCAACAAACAGGGCAGGUGUUGUUAGGGGAUAUGAUUCUGUACAAUUUGUGACGCAGAAUGCUGAUCUUCAAUUUCCAGAACGCAUAAGAGGAACAAACAUGAGACGUCUCAUGGCAACAUUAUGUCAGGCCUUGGAUGUGACACCUCAACAGCAAAAGUGGAUCAUCGAUCACAUGGGCCAUACUUUAGAUGUGCACAACAUUCACUAUAGAUGUACAUCAGAUAUCAUAGAGAGAUCAGAUAUUGCAAAAUUAUUAAUGCUUAUGGACAGGAAGCAGGUUGGAUACUUUAAAAACAAAAGGUUGGAAGAAAUAAGCUUGGAAGAAUUAAUUGAAGAACCAGAUGAAGCAAAUGACACUGUUGAUGAGAAUGAUGACAGAUUCUUGAACACAGAUGACGGUGAAAGGCAGGAAGAAGAAGAAUUCAUCCCAAACCUGUUGGAAGAUGAAGAGGAAGAAAUUCCAGUCAAGUCAAGGAAGAAGAAAAAGGCCAGUUUUACGAGGAAGAAAUGGACAGUAGCAGAAGAAGAAGAAAUAAAGAAGAGGUUUGCAGGUUUUCUUGCACGAGAUAAGUGUCCUGGUCAAAAAGACGUUGAGAAAGUGAUGGCCCAAAGCAAGAAAUGUGGUGGUCUACUGCAUGCACGACCAAGAGACAAUAUUAAGAAAAAAGUCAGCUGCAUGCUGGUUAAAGCUAGAAAAAAUAAUAAUGAUUUGUAAUGAUGUAAUUGAAUCAUUCCGAAAAAUACCUCAUAUUGCAUGUGAAAAGAGCUUUAAGAGUUAUUCUCUAUACCAAGGCGCUUUAAACUUAUUUGUAUUUUUUUUCAUAUUGUUAUGUUACCAAAGGUUAAGGUCAUUGUAUAUAUUCAAUUUGUUCAAGGGUUGUGUUAGAUUCUUUGUAAAAAUGAAAGAGGUAUAUCUAGACUUUUAAUUGACAAAACCAAAUGGAAGUUACAAUUCAAUAUUAUAAUUAGCAUUGAAAACGCGAUAAAAAGUUCCCAUUAUUUCAAGUACAUGUUUAAUGCGAAAAAAUAGUCAGUUUUAUGUAUUUUUGUUAAAUAAAUGAUCAGUUGUUUUGACCCAUCUUUUAGUAUGAUCACCUAUAAUUGUGACCAACUUUCACAAAUAUUAAAAACAGAGAAACUCGAAUUCUUCUUUCAGUUCAACAUGUGUGAAAAUAUAGUGAAUAUUUUUUUCACUUCUUGUUGACCAGGAAACUACUUGAUUGUUUACUUUUGCUCACUGAUUACUGUAGUUAUUAGCACUGGUGAUGAUUAUUGCACUUCCUGUUCAUUACAUAUUUUUGCUGUUUUGGUUUUGUACAUGUACAAAUGCAUCAUUUCUGAAAGAUAGUACAUGUACUAUUAAAAGUGAAAAUGGUAUUUAUUACUAGAUUUAAAAUAUUUCAUUUUAACUUUUUGACUUGCACUUACUUUUGAUAGAUAAUAUCAUUUUUUUUUAAAUUGUCUAUAUUUAGAAUAACACAACAAAAACUUGGUAGAAGGUUAUUCAAGGAAAUAGUCCGAAAUACCCUUACAUCAUGAAUAGAAUUUUUUUGAAGAACAAGACUGUGGAAUAGUUGAAAGAAAACAACAAUGCAGUAUUGCCACAUGUACAUUUUUUUCAUGUGUUCAUGACAUCCUUUUUAUGUGCUCUCUUAAAAGAUGUUACAUCAUCUGCUGUUAACACUUUCAACAUGUUCAAAUUAUGCUACUUUUAUUGAUGUUUUGGGAAGAAAAUUUUAUUAAUAGAUUAGAACUAGAGUACACAAACAUUUUAUUCAAUAAUUGGUUAAAAUAUUAAAGAUAUGUUUAUCAUGAUGGAAAUAAUGAUUGAAAAGAGAUCAUAUUUACCAUAAAAACCUGGUUUUUGUAGAUCUUGAUAAUGUGACCCUUAAAAUAUUUAAUUUUUAACUAAAGAACACUUUUUCAUUCAUAAUUAUUAAUGUUCAUUGCGCUUUCAUCAAAGGGAUGAGAAAGUGUUUUGCUCAUUAUGUUACUUGUAUGCUCGCAUGCAUAAUUUGUAGAGAUAUACAUUAAACUAUUAAAUUAUGUGAAAAUUA
Molecule: messenger RNA, 5315 nt
Organism: Saccostrea cuccullata (small rock oyster)
Lineage: Eukaryota; Metazoa; Mollusca; Bivalvia; Ostreida; Ostreidae
Exons: 7
Coding region: 941-3973 (1010 amino acids)
Source: RefSeq, a predicted model, not a curated record